Messenger RNA from Gastrolobium bilobum, 1532 nucleotides. RefSeq names its product beta-fructofuranosidase, cell wall isozyme-like. Lineage: Eukaryota; Viridiplantae; Streptophyta; Magnoliopsida; Fabales; Fabaceae. Bases 6 to 1532 code for a protein of 508 amino acids. The record is from RefSeq and is a predicted model, not a curated record. Gene Ontology annotation, molecular function: hydrolase activity, hydrolyzing O-glycosyl compounds. The transcript is spliced from 5 exons. Gene Ontology annotation, biological process: carbohydrate metabolic process.
GACCAAUGAAGUACAAAGGACUUUACCAUCUAUUCUAUCAAUACAAUCCUAAAGGUGCUGUGUGGGGCAAUAUUGUGUGGGCCCACUCCGUAUCAAAAGAUCUUGUGAAUUGGACCCCACUAGAUCCUGCCAUCUACCCUUCUCAGCCGUCUGAUAUAAAUGGCUGUUGGUCAGGCUCGGCUACUAUGCUUCCUGGGGGCAAGCCAGCCAUUUUGUACACAGGAAUUGACCCAAUGAAUCGCCAAGUUCAAAACUUAGCCAUCCCAAAAAACAUGUCUGACCCAUUACUUAGGGAAUGGGUUAAGUCACCAAAAAAUCCAUUAAUGGCACCAACUAUUGCUAACAAGAUUAAUUCAAGUUCAUUUAGAGACCCCACCACUGCUUGGCUAGGCAAAGAUGGAUAUUGGAGGGUGCUAAUUGGAAGCAAAAGAAAUACUAGGGGAAUGGCAAUUUUGUACAAGAGUAAAAAUUUUGUUAAUUGGGUUGAAGCCAAACACCCAUUACAUUCAGCCCAAGGCACCGGAAUGUGGGAAUGCCCUGAUUUUUAUCCAGUUUUGAAUAAGAGCCCAUUCACCAUUGGUAUGGACACAUCCAUGAAUGGUGAUGAUGUUAGGCAUGUGCUAAAGGUUAGCUUGGAUGAUACAAAACAUGAUCAUUAUUUGAUUGGGACUUAUAACACUGCCAGGGAUAUCUUUGUUCCUGAUAACGGAUUCGAGGAUAACCAAUUCGUCUUAAGAUAUGAUUAUGGAAAAUAUUAUGCCUCAAAAACUAUUUUUGAUGAUGAAAAGAACAGAAGGGUCUUAUUGGGUUGGGUUAACGAAUCAUCAAGUGUUGAAGAUGAUAUCAAGAAAGGAUGGUCUGGAAUCCAUACUAUUCCAAGAGCUAUCUGGCUUCAUAAAUCGGGAAAACAGUUGGUGCAAUGGCCAGUUGUGGAAAUUGAAAACCUACGCGCUAACCCAGUCAACUGGCCCACCAAAGUGGUCAAGGGAGGUGAACUGCUUCAAGUUACUGGUGUUACUGCAGCACAUGCUGAUGUUGAAAUUUCAUUCGAAGUGAAUGACUUUGGAGAGGCUGAAGUAUUAGACCAUUGGAUAGAACCCCAAAUUUUGUGUUCUCAAAAGGGUGCAGCAGUAAAAGGUGGUCUGGGACCCUUUGGUCUGCUAGUUUUUGCUUCUAAAGGCUUGCAAGAGUACACAGCAGUGUUCUUCAGAAUAUUUAGAUACCAACAGAAAAAUUUGGUUCUCAUGUGCAGCGACCAAAGCAGGUCUUCCUUGAAUAAACAUAACGAUAUGACCACAUAUGGAACUUUUGUGGAUGUGGACCCUCUUCAUGAGAAGCUUUCACUAAGAAGUUUGAUUGAUCACUCUGUAGUGGAGAGUUUUGGAGGAGAAGGAAGGGCUUGCAUCACAGCAAGAGUUUAUCCCACAUUAGCAAUCAAUGAUAAGGCACUACUUUAUGCUUUUAAUAAUGGAACUGCCCCUGUCAAGAUCACAAGAUUGAGUGCUUGGAGCAUGAACAAAGCAAAAAUCUAA